Messenger RNA from Aureobasidium namibiae CBS 147.97, 1137 nucleotides. RefSeq lists its product as uncharacterized. The record is from RefSeq and is a predicted model, not a curated record. The coding region runs from base 1 to 1137 and encodes 378 amino acids. The transcript is spliced from 5 exons. Lineage: Eukaryota; Fungi; Ascomycota; Dothideomycetes; Dothideales; Saccotheciaceae.
AUGGCGGCCACAGGCAACGAAAAGAAAGAUGCAAUGGACUGGGGCCACGAUGCCCCCAAAAAGGACACCACUCCCCUCGACGAUUUCAUCAAAUUCAUCACUGAUCCUAACGUCAAACCCGCCAUUCUGCCAGGACAGAUGAAAAAUGUUCUAAUCUACUGGGACCGUGGCGACCUCGGGAGAGGCGAUGAGCAAAAGAUGAAGAACAUGGGAAUUGAUUCCAAUGCUUGUUUUGCGCAUGUACUUGACGUUCAACAGUGGUUUCACAAACGCUAUCCCAAGGAUGGCAAGCCGAAUGAGAAUUACGGUCUUGGACCGGCUGCCGAAAGGAUCAAUAUCGACAAGGUCACACAGAAGAAUCUCGACGUUCGCAAGACAGAGGCAGAGCGUGCAAGUCUCUCGGGCGCGAUGAUACACAACGCCGCCGGCGAUAGCGAGCUUACCCUUCGUAUCUUCGUUGCGAUAGUCCUGGCUAGAAUCCAAGAGCUGAACAACAUGGAUGGCGGAAAGCGUUCACUGAGAGAUGACUUCUGUUUCAUCGGUCUGAACUUCGAGGGCGAUACUACAGAGAUCGGUUUCUCGAGUGUCUUGUCCAUGUUCAUCAACGAAUCAGCAGGUGAAAAAGCACUCAACAUUGGAAACAAGCACGCCAUCAUCUGGGAGAAAUUCGACGAGCAUCCCCGCCAAGAUGCUCAGGCCGAUCGCAUGAAAAUUGACGAUGUAGAAAGCAGAACAUACCCUCGCUGGAACUUUCGAGGCGGACCCAACACCACGCAAAGACGCGAAUUCUGCACUGGACUAUUCCUGAGUUUCAAACCGGACCACCAUCAAUCUCUGAUGAUUUCUGUCGAUAGCGAAGUCAUUUACUCGGCAAACAUGGCUUGGUGGAUCAAACGUCAAGUUCCAGGCACUCCAGAGUCCUCAUUUGGAGCGCCAGUUCCCACACAUCCUAGACGUCAUCUUGUGCCGGUUACGCUUUGCCCUCAUGCUAAUCAUGAAUAUAAACGGCGCCCCCGUAGAGCUGAUGGUAGUAUGAUUCUUUCCAACGUGCAGACUCAUCAGAUAAGCCACAACGAUACCCGCAUCAUGUCAGGAUCGGCUUUUGAGCCUACAGAGGAGGAGGUGUUCAGGAUCUAG